AUGACACAAAAUAUUUCAUCCAAGGGUAAUCAAUUACCCUCCCUUGAACAUCUAUCAGCACUUGCGAAAAGUAGAGUUCCUCAAAACACAACAUGUAUUGAUGAAGAUCAUACUAUCAAGAAA
This is a messenger RNA of Funneliformis caledonium, 123 nucleotides long. NCBI's taxonomy places the organism in Eukaryota, Fungi, Glomeromycota, Glomeromycetes, Glomerales, Glomeraceae. The record is from the annotation of a GenBank genome assembly.